AUGGCAGCGCUGCAGUCGUCCACCGGUCAUCAAAAACCCUUGACCACUGCUAACGAUAUUCUUGGAUUACCUAAUUUUGCUAUUGUACGAAUCCCCGAAGGUGGCGAUAUCAUCAAACUUUUCAGUUUACUGUUAAACAAUGGUUUCCCGGAAGUGUCAUUUGUGAAUGAAAUUCGUGAAAAUGCAUUUCUCCCUGUGCUUAAUGCAACGGCGGCCCCUGUUUCUGAUCUUACACAUUUUUCGAACACUGUGGUCGUACAGGAUUCAGUGAUAUCCUCGGAUGACAACAGCUCCCAGUUGCUUAUUACCGAUGAUCAUACCACUCAUCUUUCUCCUGCAUCGUCCAGCUCUAAUUCCAUUCAUGGUUUGGCUACUUCAACUGCUAUACCAUCACCUAUACCGUUUGUUGCUCGACCACGUGGAUCACGGAUGAUUGCUAAUGAUGACCCGUCAUUGUAUGCUGUUUGUCAGUUAUGUCAGAACAAAAUUAUGUCCAGUCGAUUAUCAAAUUUAACUAACCAUGUCCGUCGGCAUGCAUCGCUUAAACAGUUCCAGUGUGUUUAUUGCAUUUACACUCAUAAUGAAAUGGCCAAAGUACGCUUACAUAUGCAGCAUAAUCAUAAGGAUCAUGUUAGUCAACCGUUGGAUGCACUUACGCCGGAAAUGCAAAAUCAGUGGGAUCUACUGAUGGACCAGUGUUUUCCGGGUUAUUCCAAGUUUUCAACAUCCAAGAACGGAGAAAAUGAUCGUUCGGCUGAUUUAAUGUUAACGGGUCUGAAUGAUUUAUCAUAUGCUUGUAUUGAAUGCGGUGAACGUGUUAAUGCUGAAGCACUUAUUGAACAUCUUGAUAAAGUGCAUAAAACAGAAUGCAUACCAUAUUGCUGCGAGGAAUGUGGCUAUCAGAAUGCCGAUCAGUGGAAAGUACGUCUUCAUAUCACAUUGAAACAUUCGGAAAUUGCGGCCGAUGUAAACGUUGAAGUAUUGGAGCCCGGUAGCAGUCUUGUCAUGUUCCUUCAUAAAUAUUUCCCGGACACACCAGCUGAUGAGGAAGAAAGCAAAAUGUUAACACAGUUUCAAAGCUUGGCACCAAAAGAGGAACGAAAUAGUCUGUCACCUUUGAGUUUUAGCGGAUAUAUGACGUCUAUAGUAAAUGAAACUGGUACUGAUACCGGAAAUCACGUUCGAUGUGAGCUUUGUCAAAAAAUGAUGCCGAACUACCGAUCACUUUCUUCAUUAAUGAAUCACGCUAAGCGGCAUUAUCAUCUGAAACAGUAUCAGUGCUCGGAAUGCUCAUAUACUAGUAGUGAAGCAGCUCAUGUUCGUACUCAUAUGGCGCUUAAACAUCCUCAUGUUGGUGCAAAACCUAUUGAUAACAAUUGUGAGAUGUUACAAAAUGCUUGGAUCGAUGUGAUGCGUAAAUGUUUCCCUGGAUUAAUUUCAAAGAUUGAUCAAUUUCGAUUCAAACACUCUAGAAGUGAAGAUAGUAACAAGGAGGAAAAUUCAGCUGAUGACGAAGAGAUCUUUGCGCGUAGCAAGAGGAGUUCUUUCAAGAACCAUACUGCAGCAUCUCCGCAACGCAAACUACAGAAGCUACAAAAUGGGAAAGUCAGUGGUACCACUGAACUUUAA
Molecule: messenger RNA, 1629 nt
Organism: Brugia malayi
Lineage: Eukaryota; Metazoa; Nematoda; Chromadorea; Rhabditida; Onchocercidae
Exons: 9
Coding region: 1-1629 (542 amino acids)
Biological process (GO): regulation of transcription by RNA polymerase II
Cellular component (GO): nucleus
Molecular function (GO): DNA-binding transcription activator activity, RNA polymerase II-specific; RNA polymerase II cis-regulatory region sequence-specific DNA binding
Source: RefSeq, a predicted model, not a curated record